Messenger RNA from Trichoderma reesei QM6a, 663 nucleotides. RefSeq lists its product as uncharacterized. The record is from RefSeq and is a predicted model, not a curated record. Bases 1 to 663 code for a protein of 220 amino acids. Lineage: Eukaryota; Fungi; Ascomycota; Sordariomycetes; Hypocreales; Hypocreaceae. Gene Ontology annotation, molecular function: methyltransferase activity. The transcript is spliced from 3 exons.
AUGCUGCUCGGCGAUCAGCUGUUCGAGGCGCCCAUCAAGAAGCCGCCUACCAAGGUGCUCGAUGUCGGCACCGGCACCGGCAUCUGGGCCAUCGACAUGUCCGACGCCUAUCCGUCUGCCGAGAUCAUAGGAACCGACAUUAGUCCCAUCCAGCCGACGUGGGUGCCGCCGAAUUGCAUAUUCCACCUCGAGGAUGCGCAGCUCGAAUGGACGUAUCCGCCGGAGUCGUUCGAUUUCAUCCACAUCCGGGCGCUCUACGUCCGCGACGACCCCAAGCACAUCUUCAAGCGCUGGUCAGAGGUGUUUACCGAGGCCGGCGAGCGCAUGGGGCGGACGCUGCUCAUCGGCACGGGCGGCAGGAUGCGCAAGCUGAUGCAGGAGGCGGGUUUCGUCGACGUGGUCGAGAAGAACUACAAGGUGCCGAGCGGCCGUUGGAGCAGCGAUCCCACGAUGAAGCAGAUUGGCGCGUACAACCUCGCCUUCCUCGACGAGAGCCUCGAGGGCUUCGCGCUCUUCAUGCUCAAGGAAAUCAUGGGGUGGGAGUACAUUGAGGUGCAGCUUUUUGUCGCCGAGAUGCGCAAGGCCAUCAACAACCCCAAGAUCAGACCAUACUACAUUCUUACGAAUGUCUUUGCACGGAAGCCCGAUGUCUGGGAACAUUGA